UUUCAAUUAGGUACCAAACUAAUCUUAUUGCGAUUAUUUUUCUUCCGUUGUAUCUCCCUAGAAUUGUGAUUAUUACAGAAACAUGUGUAGAUUACUGGCAUAAUUUUGUAAUUUAGAUAGACAAAUAUGGACAACAAAUAUAUUUGAUGUUAAAACAUACACAUGUGAAAGUUGUAUAAAUCACAGGAGCAAAAUAUUCGCACGCACUAGAACAUGAAUAGCAACGUAAAUAAUAAUGAAAAUUGUUUGUUAUUUUCCAGAAUAAAACUCGUCACAUAAGAAAAUACGAACACUCCAUUAUAUUCACGAGCUGGCAAUUUACGCCAUCACGUAAACUGAUUUGUUAUAUAAUUUAAAUAUUAGAUGACGAUCAUACUCCCAAUACCGCUAGUGGUAUAGGACGGGCUUAGUCGCAGCUUGCGGAAGAAAAUAACGAUUUGAUCACACUACGGAUUGCUUUAUGGAUUAUUAAAAUAAUUUUCUAUAGUUUAUGAAGUUCAAUUUCGUCAGUGCACAGUUUUUGUUGAUCGCAAAAGUUGCUCUAAAUAUGUUACUUGCCGUAAAAUUAAAUGAACUUUAUAUGUAAAUGAUAAAGAUCAGAUUUAAUCUACGAAAGAAAUACCGUUUUUAUACAUAUCUAUAAACUGCAACUUAAUGAUAACGCACGUUCCAGUGUGCAGCAAAGAAAAUCUUUAUUCAGUAGCACUAGAUAUAUUAGCUGUAGACACAAAGAUAUAUUCAGCACUUUCGUGUAUACUGUUAGCAUAAGCAGGCGGAGUUUAUUUAGAUGCAUUAAGUUUAAAACAACAAAUUAUGCCUGCAGAGGAGUUGGAUGAUUUUAAAACAACUGAAAAUAUUCUUAGUGUGUAUCCACCCAUUCUUUUAAGCCUCGGUCUAAUUGGAAAUAUUUUAUCUGUCGUUGUGCUUUCACAGGCUCAUAACAGAAAGACAUCAACUGGAGUUUCACUGAUUUUCUUGGCGGUAACAGACAGUUUAAUUCUUAUCAAUUCCGUAUUUGUGCGAUGGCUGGAUCAUUUGUUUAAUGUUGAUUUCAGGAAUUAUUCAACGGGAUCAUGUAAAUUCAGUGUCUUCUUCACAUAUUUAUCGUUGCAACUAUCAGGUUGGAUUCUAGUGUUUGUGACAACUGAACGCGUAUUUAGUGUUUUGUAUCCGCUAAGAGUCCGUGAUAUUUUCACAAGGAGGAGAGUACUUAUCAUUUUGUUUCUUUUAGUUCUGUUUCUGUCUGGUUUGAAUGCCCACUUAAUAUAUGGUUAUCAGCUAAAAUUUAACGAAUAUUUUGAAAGUCUACGCUGUGAGGUGAUUCCGGAGCACGAAGAGUUCAUGUUUAAAUUUUGGACAUGGAUCGACUUCGCUUUUGCAUUUGCAAUUCCUUUUUGUGUUUUACUGACUGGUAAUGUAGCUAUUAUAAUCAAACUAAAAUCGAGUCGUAAUUUUCGGGAAAGGAGUACAAUACCCUUGGAAAAUGGUUCUCAAUUAAGAGGUGGCAGUACAUUUCGCCGAGAAAGAAGUACAACGUUUGAAUUCACAAUUACAGCAAUUAUAUUGAAUGUAACAUUUGCGAUUUUAGUAUCACCUUUUUCAAUAUUUGCAAUUGGUCAGCCAUACUGGUUUCCAAAUGACACAAUGACACCUGAACGUCACGCCAAAUUGGUACUUAUUGGAACAAUACUGCUGAUGAUUCUGUAUACAAAUAAUGCAAUUAACUUUGUCUUGUAUGUUUUGUGUGGAUCUAAAUUCAGGAGGGAUUUUAUUAAUCUUUUCUGUUGUUCAAACAAACGACGUCAAACCAUAUCUAGCAAUAGGACUAUCAACAGUUUAAGUACAAUCAGUUCCUAAAUAUUUCUUUCCUCUCAUAAUCUUAAGUAUUAGUAAAUAUGAGUAAUAGUCUACCGAACUUAAAAUCAUUUUUUUUUUUCAGUUUAAUAAGUUACAUUUUUUUGCAAAUGAAUUGUGUUUGGAUGACGUUUGUAAAAAUUCCACUGUAUUUAUAAGCUAUAAGUACUAUGAUCAUGUUGAGAAUUUUGAAAAACUGAUAUUUAUAUAAGGUGAAUUUCACAGCAAAAAAGGACACGACCAACAAAACAUCUAAUAUAAAUUUCGUAUUCCGUACAUUUCCCCGGAUAUGUACCACUUCUUACUGUAGGUUGCUCCCUCAAGUCGAAACAGUCUCUUAUGCUCAUUUCAUUAAUGAACACGAUAAAACUUUAUUUAGUAAGAAAAUGAGGCAAAAAAUAAACAGCUGAAACAUUACAUUACCUUGGGCAAUUUUGAAGGAACUUGUAUUAAUUUAUCAUUUUUGCCAUUAGACUAACAAUAUUUACAUAGAAUUUGUUGUAAAUAACAAGAUGUUACUACAUGGAUCAUUUUUACUUUUUUUUUGCUAUGUAAAUGUUAAAACUUCAAACUGGAUUUUUUUUUGUUUCGAUAGGUAAUAUACCUAUAUCUGUCAUACAAAUAAGUGGGUGACUCAUCUAUUCCAUUUCAUUUUAACGCAUUAUCAAUUUAAACAUUUAAUAGCAUUGAGACUGAGUAUUUUUGCAACUAUCAUAAUUAUAUUUAUUUGAGAUGAACAAUCCGAAGAAAUAAUAUCAUCAUAAAUGCAACAAUUAAUAAAAAGAAAUAAAAAUGUGAAUGAGCAAUCAACUCCUUCAUGAUAACUAUUUGAAAUGUGAGUGUAAGAUCAUGAAUAUCUAAUGAAUUCUUCGAUUUUUUUUCUUAAGAAAGUGGCCCUUAAAGUAAAGAAUAUUGAUUUAUCUCGAAGUGUUUAUCUGUAAACUAACAACUAAGUAAACAAGUACCGUUUGUUUGUUAAGUUAAACUAGAAAUUCAGCGAUCCUAGGUGAUUCAUGAAACCGAAAAGUGAAGUUUUGCUUUAGGGAAGGAUAAAUGCAAUGAACAGUCAGCUACGUUUUCUUUUUAAAUGCCAAUCCGGUUAGCACAGUAGAAGUAGAGUUCAACCCCAAGCGAAAAGGAUAUGACUUGUUUUCAUAUAAAACAAUUUGUAAUGAGUUACAUUUGUUUUCCCUUUCUGUAUUUCAUGUUGGAAAGUUGCCAGUCAAUACAGAAUUAUGUACAAUGAUUCAGUAACUGAAAGAUCUUUGAAAUGGCUUAAACGGCCCUGCUUCGUCGGGCUCGUUAAUGGUGUUUAAAUUUAUCCUCUACCUUCUAUAGAAUCAUUUUGUAACACUUAUUUGGUUCUUUCUGCUAUUCGAUUUUGAUCUCUGCUCUUAUUUUAUCUUUUUUUUUUUUCAAACAAACAAUUACACUUAACUACAUGUACGUUUGCUGCAUAAAAGUUUACAUUGGAAGACCGAUAAUACUGAUAUGCCUUUUAAAUGGAUUUUUGGGGGAGAGGUGAGGAUUGACAAUGUGUGUUUCAAUAUUACCUGUCAUUAUUUUUAUUGAAAUGAUUUUUUCAUUUUGUAUGUGAAUGUUAUUGAUAAAACAUCAUCUAUGUCAUUGAAUACAGUUUCAUUAAUCAUGUGUUAAACAAAUGGCGUCGCAUUUAUAAUUACCUUUUUAACAGUCUGAAACAUAUUGAGUAGCCGAGUUAUCACCUUUCACGACGGUCUUUCUAAUUCCGAAAUACAUUUCCGGUAUUUUGUUUCCAAAAUCAAUUCAGGCAUCACAUUUUGUAGGAG
Molecule: messenger RNA, 3662 nt
Organism: Mercenaria mercenaria
Lineage: Eukaryota; Metazoa; Mollusca; Bivalvia; Venerida; Veneridae
Product: nociceptin receptor-like
Exons: 1
Coding region: 814-1857 (347 amino acids)
Biological process (GO): G protein-coupled receptor signaling pathway
Cellular component (GO): plasma membrane
Molecular function (GO): G protein-coupled receptor activity
Source: RefSeq, a predicted model, not a curated record